Messenger RNA from Bufo gargarizans (Asiatic toad), 3134 nucleotides. RefSeq names its product LCK proto-oncogene, Src family tyrosine kinase (gene LCK). NCBI's taxonomy places the organism in Eukaryota, Metazoa, Chordata, Amphibia, Anura, Bufonidae. Gene Ontology annotation, molecular function: non-membrane spanning protein tyrosine kinase activity; signaling receptor binding; ATP binding. The transcript has 13 exons. Gene Ontology annotation, biological process: protein phosphorylation; T cell differentiation; cell surface receptor protein tyrosine kinase signaling pathway. Gene Ontology annotation, cellular component: extrinsic component of cytoplasmic side of plasma membrane. The record is from RefSeq and is a predicted model, not a curated record. Bases 431 to 1939 code for a protein of 502 amino acids.
UAAACAAUGACCAAACAGGGUGCGUAAGAACAUUAGCCUUGGUUUUGAAGUACAGACAUUAUUUCAGCUACACAAUGACUAACAUGCGUUUGUGGUUGUAGCAUGGGUGUUCAGAGUUAUGCUUGGGCAGGAAGUCAGGUAACAAUGAGAACGCGACCAACAGAUGCAAAGUAAAAGAAGAGGACGGGAAGGAGAGAAGGGUGUGCGGCAGAGACGAAAAAAGCAAACAAGCAAAAAGCAAUUUAAAAAAGGUAAAAUGACAGAGGACAUUUAAUACUAGUGACAGGAAUAACUGUGGAUGAAGGCCAAUCUGUGAAAAGGAUAAAGAAGGAAAAAAGCAGAAGAGUACGUACAUGGAAGACAUAUAAUUGGUGCAAUGGUGAUCACAUCCUAACUGGAACUACUUAGUGUUCUUCUCACAGCAGGUACAAUGGGGUGUGGGUGCAGCUCUGAGUAUGAUGAGGACUGGAUUGAAAACUUUGAUGUGUGUGAAAACUGCCACCUUCCGCGAGAGAAAAAGCAGAUGAUUAUGCAAUAUGAUGUACAAGACCCACUGGUUUCAUAUAUUUCUCAACUUCCCCCAACUUCUCCAGUGCAUGAUAAACAGGUAGUGGCCUUGUAUGAUUACUUGCCGGUACAUGAUGGUGAUCUUGGCUUUCAGGCAGGAGACAACCUAUACAUCCUGCAAUCAACUGGAGAGUGGUGGAAAGCUAAGUCCUUGCGAACAGGAGAAGAGGGACUUGUGCCAUAUAAUUUUGUAGCAUCUGUUGGAAUUGCAUCGGAAUGUUGGUUUUUCAGAGAUCUGGGUCGUAAAGAUGCAGAACGUCAGCUCUUAGCUCCAGGAAACGAGCAAGGAUCUUUCCUAAUACGAGAGAGUGAAACAAAUAAAGGCUCCUACUCGUUAUCUGUACGUGAUCUAGAUCAGAAUCAUGGAGAGGUGGUGAAACAUUACAAGAUUCGCAAUAUGGACGAUGGAGGAUUCUAUAUAUCUCCUCGAAUAACUUUCAAGAACCUCCAAGAACUUGUGCAACAUUAUUCUGGUACCUCGGAUGGAUUGUGCACCUUACUGAAAAAACCAUGUCAGACUCACCGACCACAAAAGCCCUGGUGGGGUGAUGAAUGGGAAAUUUCACGCAGUUCCCUUCAACUGGUGAAAAAACUAGGUGCAGGGCAGUUUGGGGAAGUGUGGAUGGGAUACUACAAUAAGCACACCAAAGUUGCAAUAAAGAGCCUUAAGCAGGGCACCAUGCCCCCAACAGCUUUCCUGGCAGAAGCCAAUCUAAUGAAGCAGCUGCAGCAUCCACGACUGGUCCGCUUACAUGCAGUGGUAACUGAACAGCCUAUAUUUAUAGUGACAGAAUUCAUGGAAAAUGGAAGCCUGAUAGAUUAUUUGAAGACACCAGAAGGCCUCAGACUUAACGUCUAUAAACUAAUAGACAUGUCCGCCCAGGUGGCAGAAGGAAUGGCAUUCCUGGAGCGUAAGAAUUAUAUCCAUCGAGACUUGCGAGCUGCCAACAUUUUGGUAUCAGAAAGAGUGAUCUGCAAAAUUGCAGAUUUUGGUCUGGCUCGUAUGAUAGAGAACGAUGAGUACACCGCCCGGGAAGGUGCCAAAUUCCCAAUUAAAUGGACAGCUCCUGAAGCAAUAAAUUAUGGAACAUUUACAAUUAAAUCAGAUGUAUGGUCAUUUGGUGUUCUCUUAACUGAAAUCAUCACACAUGGGCGAAUUCCUUACCCAGGCAUGACUAACCCUGAAGUGAUUGAUCAUCUUGAGCGUGGGUACCGCAUGCCAAGACCAGAAGAUUGCCCUAAGGAACUUUAUGAUUUGAUGCUUCGAUGUUGGAAGGACAUCCCUGAAGAAAGGCCUACAUUUGAAUUUCUUCGCUCCUAUUUGGAAGAUUUUUUUACAGCUACAGAGGGCCAGUAUCAGGCUCAGCCUUAAAGAGUCACUGUACUUUCACACAAUUUAAUUUCCUUUAAUAGAGAAUGGUGUAACUAGCAUAUUUCUUCACUUAAAAAAUAUGCCUGCAUCCACCUGAAAAAAAACCCCAAAAAACUACAGUCAUGACCACUAGGGCUCUCACUUCCACUUAAUUUGCAGUCCACUGCCUGUUGUCAGGCAAGAUCCGACCGUAGUAACAGAGACUCAGAAGACAGCUCACAGAAAGUGGGGGCAUAUCAGAGCUAGCUGAGAUCCUGAGCCUGAUAAAAGAACUGCUUCUACACUGCUUUUGAAGAUUAUAGGAGCCUCCUGUGUCUGCAAGUGUGAUUUCCCCCUCCUUAUCUGUUCUGUGAGCUCUGGAGCUGAAAACAAACAUAGUGGGAAGUAAGGGAAAGGACAUCACAGCAGUACAGUGCUGGUAAAUUUCACAGAAGGGAGACAUCCACUGCUUGUGAGAGAAAUUAAUCUAGUUGUGCAGAGAAUAAUAUGACUGAAAGAAACAUUAGGGAAGCCCAUAAAAUACCUUUUUCUUAACAGUUAUAAUUGUACAAAGAAACAGUCAUUCUGCAAAUUUCUUUUUUUUAAACUAGGGUACGCUUUAAGCUGUUAUAGACAAUUGAUUUUUGUCAAAGGAUAUCAUCUGUCCUCUGACUUCCUUGAAAAAAUGUGUGGUCAGCAACCACCUUUUGCUCAUCUUCCUUAAACUAGCAUUGUUGUAGAGAACUCAGAUAUACCAAUGAUGAUGCUGAUGGUACUGCCAUGGGUUUCCAGCCUUAAAAUGGCUUCUAAAUUGCAAAAUAACGAAGUUUGCUAUGAAGUUACUUUACCAAUUACUCUCUGGUCCACUGCCACUCCUGAUGUCCCUUGGAGAGGCAACAAGAACAGGAGAGGAUGCACAGGACCAACCAAAGUGUGAAAACAAGUAUAACACAAAGUUUGUUGUCUGGUAAAUUUUCUUCUAGUCUUCUAUACAAUAGUUUUCCAUAACAGGAUAUACCUCAUAUAACUCUUGCCUAUUCCUCAUUUACAUACCUAUAUGCACACAGAAUAAUCCCAAAUAAUAUAUACCGUAUAUACUGUAUAUGUGGUUAUUUUGCCUAAAUUCAGAUGUGAAAAACUGCAGGGAACAUUUCAUUAAACUGUGUGUAUAAAAUAGUUGUGCAUUUUAAAGAUUAAAUAAAGACACAUAAGGUUA